AUGAGCCUCCAGGCCCCACCCACACUCCUGCAACUGGCGAGGCAGAGCCUGCUGAGGGACGAGGCCGUGGCCAUCCCUGCUCUGGAGGAGCUGCCAAGGGACCUUUUCCCACAACUAUUCAUGGAGGCCUUCACCAAGAGACAGAGAAAAGUCCUGACGGCCAUGGUGCAGGCCUGGCCCUUCACCCGCCUGCCUCUGGGGGCCCUGAUGUUGACCCCUGACCUGGAGACCCUAAGAGCUGUGCUGGAUGGGCUGGAUGUGCUGCUUGCCCAGAAGGUUCGCCCCAGGUGCCUCAAGACCCCCUUGGAGUCCUUGACACUAACUGAGUGCUGGUUUUCAGAAUCAGAAAUGGACAACUUGUUCCUGUACCCAACCGUGCAUCAGCUAAAGGAGCUGGACCUGACUCGCACCAUACUGAGCGAUUUCAAUCCUGAGCCCCUCCAAAUUCUACUAGAGAACAUUGCAGCCAGCCUGCAGGUCCUGAUCUUAGAGGACUGUUCGAUAACAGACUCCCAGCUCAGUGUCAUCCUACCUUCCUUGAGCCGCUGCCAUCAGCUCAUGACCUUAAACUUCAGUGGGAACCAAAUCUCCAAGGCUUCCCUAGAGAAUCUAUUGCGCCACACCAUUGGGCUGAGCAAGUUAAGCCUGGAGAUAUAUCCUGUCCCUAGGGAGUGUUAUGAUGAUGAUUUUAAAGAUAUCGACCAGGAGAAAUUUCUCCAGCUUCAGGCUCAGCUGAUGGAGAUACUAAGGGACUUAAGGCAGCCCAAGAGGAUCGAGUUCCGUACCCUCCCCUGCUUUCAGUGUGGAGCUCAGCUCCCUGCCUCCCUCUCAGGAACCUGGACUAUAUACCCAGACGGCCGGUUUGGUAACCAGAUGGGGCAAUAUGCCACCCUGCUCACCCUGGCCCAGCUGAACGGCCGCAGAGCCUUCAUCCAGCCAGCCAUGCAUGCCACCUUGGCCCCAGUGUUCCGCAUCACCCUGCCUAUGCUGUCGCUGGAAGUGGACAGCCGCACGCCUUGGCAGAAGCUGCAGCUGCAUGACUGGAUGUCAGAGGAGUAUGCCCACUUGAAGGAUCCCUGGCUCAAGCUCUCUGGCUUCCCCUGUUCUUGGACUUUCUUCCACCAUCUCCGAGAACAGAUCAGCAGUGAGUUCACCCUGCGGAUGAAGUUUACUCAGAGUUUACUGAGUCCUCUCCGUCUGGGCCGCACUGGGGACCGACCCAGGACCUUCGUGGGUGUCCAUGUGUGCCGUGGGGACUAUCUGGAGGUUAUGCCUCAGUGCUGGAAGGGUGUGGUGGGUGACCGAGCCUACCUUUGGCAGGCCAUGGACUGGUUCAGGGCACAGUAUGAAGCCCCUAUUUUUGUGGUCACUAGUAAUGGCAUGGAGUGGUGCCAGAAAAACAUUGGCAUUUCCCAGGGUGAUGUGAUCUUUGCUGGCAACUGGCAGGAGGGCACACCGGAGACAGACUUUGCAGUGCUCACACAGUGCAACCACACCAUCAUGACCAUUGGCACCUUCUGCUUCUGGGCUGCCUACCUGGCUGGUGGAGAUACUGUCUACCUGGCCAACUUCACCCUGCCAGACUCUGAGUUCCUAAGGAUCUUUAAGCCAGAGGCCACCUUCCUGCCUGAGUGGGUGGGCAUUAAUGCAGACUUAUCUCCCCUCUGGACAGCUACUGGGCCUUGAGAGCCGGGAAAUUUUAUGGAAUAGUCUGAUCAUUCCAGAACUGGUGGUACGUGUCUCCAGAGACCUAGCACCUUCUGGAGAAGUUUAUGGUGGUUCUGGAGCAGAUGGACACCCAUUUCUAAAGCGAUUCUAGUUGGGCAGACUUGGAGAGAAGGGGAAGCUUUCUGGAACUGCCUGAACAUUCUAGAAGCAGCAGUAGAAUAUGUUGGCAAAUGUCUGGAGAGGCUCUUGGCAGUUCUAGAAGCUGCAGUGCCCACUUGCCCAUGUCUAAAUACUUCUAGAUGCAGCGCCCAGGAACAAGGAAUACUUCCUCUAGUGUUGAUCAUCCUGGUCUUUUCUAGAAGAGAUGUUAAUUCUCCCCUGGGUCCUCAGAAGCCUGAAAGAGCUCAUGGUGUGUCUAGAGCAAGCCCUGCCAGCUC
Messenger RNA from Microcebus murinus (gray mouse lemur), 2105 nucleotides. The record is from RefSeq and is a predicted model, not a curated record. Lineage: Eukaryota; Metazoa; Chordata; Mammalia; Primates; Cheirogaleidae.